CCCUAAGCAAGAUGGAGUCGCAAAAGAAAAGAAAAGCGAAAUCUUUAAUUUGUGAGUACUUCAAAAGAAUGAACGUCGACGACGCGAAAACAAAAGACAAGUGCAACCACUGCUCUCAAGCGUGUGACAAAGACGGGAACGUUAACGAAACAUCAAUGAAACAACACUCAACAGUGUGCACGCAAAACCCGAAAAAUCUACCAAAUAAUUCAGAAGACGAAAGAAAAAGAAAAGCGUUAGCGGAAAUGAUAAUACUCGACAAGCUUCCGCUCUCAUCUGUUCAAACCGUGUCAUUUAAAAAGCUUAUGCAAUCUCUGUGCCCCGAAUUUACCAUUCCUUCACCGUCGACAAUAGCACGUGAUUGUUGCGAGUAUUAUUUGGAGAAAAAGAAGAAGUUAAAAAAGUUGUUUACGGAAAAUAAACGAGUUUGUGUUACCGUUGAUAUGUGGACGUCAGAAGAAGGGCUUGAUUAUAUGUGUUUAACCGCGCAGUUUAUUGACCAUGAUUGGAUUUUGCAUAAUAAAAUGAUCAACUUCAAACUUGUAGAUAGUGAUGACGGUGAAGAGAUGGGAAGUACGAUUAUCGAGUGUUUGAAAGAAUGGGGAAUCGAGAACGUGUUGACGAUAACUAUCGGUAACGCAUCGUCUAGUGACGAUGCAAUUUCGUUUCUGAAGAGUAAGUUGCCGAACUUAUUUUCCGACUGUAAAUACCUUCAUAUCAAGUGUAUGACACACAUUAUCAAUUUGGUUGUGAAAGCGGGAUUCAAAUCACAAAACGAUACAAUUGAGCGUAUUCGGAGCGCGGUUAGAUACAUAAGCGUCUCUCCCGACGGGCUCGAUACGUUCAAAUCUUGCGUUGUGGGGAAAAAAGUCGAGUCGGAAACGUUUUUAUGUCUCGAUUGGCCUGACAGAUGGAACACUACAUCCGAUAUGUUGAAAAGGGCAUCGGAAUUCGGAAAGGCGUUUGAGUUAUUCAAAACUAAAGAUCCGGAUUUCAAACGUUAUUUACACAAUUUAAAAGACGAUGUCCCAAGUCGUACCGAUUGGAUUUACGCAAGAAAGUUUGCGUCGUUACUAUAUUUCUUUAAACGCAAAACUAUGCAGAUGUCGAGUACGACAUAUGUAGUAGCCCAUCAGUUUUUUAGCGAAGUUAUGGAUAUCGAUGCACACUUGCAUGAAUUGAAUAAUGAAACGGACUCGCAAGCUUAUGGCGAAUACAAUGCGAGAAAUGUUCGAUCGGUAUUGGGGAGAUCAAAAGAAAAGCUGUAUCUUGUUGUAUUUUGCGGUUAUAUUGGACCCGCGUAUGAAGGUUGAGAUAAUCAAGUACGGUUUUACGAAAAUAUGUAACUUGAAAAAAGAGCCGAAUAGCGAACAAGAAGUUGUGGAUAAGAUGGUUGAAGAUAUGGUUAAAGAUGUCGUGAAUGAAUUCGGAUUAUUGUUUAAUGAAUAUGAGUCGAUGUACCAAACAACGAAUUCC
Helianthus annuus (common sunflower) is the source of this 1476-nucleotide messenger RNA. RefSeq names its product zinc finger BED domain-containing protein RICESLEEPER 2-like. NCBI's taxonomy places the organism in Eukaryota, Viridiplantae, Streptophyta, Magnoliopsida, Asterales, Asteraceae. The record is from RefSeq and is a predicted model, not a curated record. Bases 12 to 1313 code for a protein of 433 amino acids. The transcript has 2 exons.